Messenger RNA from Camarhynchus parvulus, 2064 nucleotides. RefSeq names its product G protein-coupled receptor class C group 5 member C (gene GPRC5C). Gene Ontology annotation, molecular function: G protein-coupled receptor activity; protein kinase activator activity. The transcript has 5 exons. Gene Ontology annotation, cellular component: intracellular membrane-bounded organelle; extracellular exosome; plasma membrane. The record is from RefSeq and is a predicted model, not a curated record. Lineage: Eukaryota; Metazoa; Chordata; Aves; Passeriformes; Thraupidae. Gene Ontology annotation, biological process: G protein-coupled receptor signaling pathway. The coding region runs from base 136 to 1422 and encodes 428 amino acids.
GGGACCGGCACCGAGAGCCGCCCGCCCCCGCAGCUCCUCCGGCCGGAGAUUUGGGGGCGGCUCCGGCGGAGUUUCGGGGCCAGGACCUGGCGGGAGCGCCGGGAAGCACCGGGAAGCACCGGGACGGGUCCCUGGAUGCCACGGAGCAGGAUGGGCACCACGGCCGUGCUGCUGGCCCUGCUCCCCACAGCCACCGCGCAGCCCACACCGCCCCCGGGCUGCGGCCACGACCUCUCCUCCCUCUACUACAAUCUCUGUGACCUCUCAGCGGGCUGGGGCAUCGGGGUGGAAGCAGUGGCCAGCCUCGGCGUGGUGACCACCUUCGUGCUCACCAUCGUCCUGGUGGCCAGCCUGCCCUUCGUGCAGGACCACCAGAAGAAGAGCCUGGUGGCCACGCAGGUCUUCUUCCUUCUGGGCACCUUCGGCCUCUUCUGCCUGACCUUCGACUUCAUCGUGGGGCCGGAUUUCUCCACCUGCACCUCCCGCCGCUUCCUGUUCGGCGUCCUCUUCGCCAUCUGCUUCUCCUGCCUGCUGGCCCACGCCGUGGCCCUCAACUUCCUGGCACGGCGCAACCGAGCCCCGCGGGGCUGGGUGACGCUGGUGGCAGCCCUGUCCCUGGCCUUGGUCGAGGUCAUCAUCAACGCCGAGUGGCUCCUCAUCACGGUGGCACGGCACGAGGGUGGCCCCGGGGACCCCUGCCAGCUGGCGGGCGCCGACUUCGUCAUGGCGCUCAUCUACGUCAUGGCCCUGCUGGUGGCCGCCUUCGGCGCCGCCUGGCCCGUGCUCUGCGGCCGCUACGGCCGCUGGCGCAAGCACGGCGCCUUCAUCCUGGCCACCACCGGCCUCUCCAUGGCCAUCUGGCUGGCGUGGACCGUCAUGUACCUGUACGGGAACCGGCGUGCCGGCCGCGCACCCGGCUGGGAUGACCCCACGCUGGCCAUCGCGCUGGCGUGCAACGCCGCCGCCUUCCUGCUGCUCUACGCCAUCCCCGAGGUGACGCACACGACGCGGCGCAGCCCCGAGCAGGCCUUCGAGGACGAUGGCUACCCCACGCGGGGGGUGGGCUACGAGACCAUCCUCAAGGAGCAGAAGUCGCAGAGCAUGUUCGUGGAGAACAAGGCCUUCUCCAUGGAUGAGCCGUCCUUUGCAGCCAAGAAGCCGGUGUCCCCAUACAGUGGCUACAACGGGCAGCUGCUGACCAGCGUCUACCAGCCCACCGAGAUGGCUCUGAUGCACAAGGGGAUGAGUGAAGGUGCCUACGACGUGAUCCUGCCCCGUGCCUCCACCAGCCCCAUGCCUGGCAGCGCCAGCUCCACGCUCCGAGCCGAGGAUGCCUUCACGGCGCAGGUGCGGCACUCCAGCAUCCCGAGGGACACCCGCGGCUGCCAGGUGCAGUCCCCGUACAGCAGGAACCGCUGGUGAAGCCCCCGUGACGCAGCUCCCGCAGCGCCGGCACAGCCGAGGGCUCGCCCAGCCCCAUCCCGCCCUGACUGACGCGUGAAUGCCACCCCGUGAGGUGUGAAUGCCGCCCCGGCUGGCAGCCAGAGCCGAUUCCUGCCCGUGGGACGCCUGGACACGGCCCCAGAGCCAGCGCUCCCACCUGCCCUGCCCGUCCCACCUGGCCAUGGACCCCUCAUCCCUGCCUCAAGGACUGGCUCCCGUGAGGACACCCCCGGCUGUCACCUUCGUGAUGCACAGACCCCUCUGCCACCCCCAGGCCAUGGACCCUCCAAAGCUGGGGAGCCCGUGGGACCCCGCUCAGGGCACCCCCAGCACUGAGCCCCUGGCCCUGCACUAACCCCCCCAGCCUGGGCACCCCGAGCUGAGCUGGCCCCAUCCCACCUCAGGGCACAAGGGGACACCAAGUUGUGCCCAGCUCUGUGCCUCUGUUUCCCCGUGCAGGGGAAGGGGGAUCAGUGCCUUGCUGGGGCUGGGGACCAGCCCCCCCCAGCUCUGGCCGCCUUCUCGGUGCCUUUCCCCCCCUGCAGGGAGUGGGCAGGGAGCUGGGCCCCUCGCCCUCCUUGUGGCUUUUCUGCCAAGUUUCCUUUUCAUUUUUUUCAGGUC